Messenger RNA from Acipenser ruthenus (sterlet), 6430 nucleotides. It is a transcript of the gene ubr2, whose product is annotated as ubiquitin protein ligase E3 component n-recognin 2. Gene Ontology annotation, biological process: ubiquitin-dependent protein catabolic process via the N-end rule pathway. Bases 84 to 5339 code for a protein of 1751 amino acids. The transcript has 47 exons. Gene Ontology annotation, cellular component: ubiquitin ligase complex; cytoplasm. NCBI's taxonomy places the organism in Eukaryota, Metazoa, Chordata, Actinopteri, Acipenseriformes, Acipenseridae. Gene Ontology annotation, molecular function: ubiquitin protein ligase activity; zinc ion binding. The record is from RefSeq and is a predicted model, not a curated record.
AAGCUGUUUGUUGUGUUCGAGCGGAAGUUCGCGGACCAGCUGGUUUCCUCUUCCUGUCUCCGUGUCGCUAGUUGGGAGGAAACAUGGCGGCCGAGUCGGAGCCUGAUGUCCAAGCAACUCUGUGCAGCGAUUUACUGAAUUUUUCAGCCAGGGACACCGCUCUGAAAUGGCUCCAAGCUACCGACCUUCCGAAGGAUGUGUACCUGCACCUCGCACGGUACGUGCCGAAAAUCUUCUGUCGGAGCCCGAACCCGAACCCCAAGAAUGAGGACAUGCUGACGCAGCACAUCCUGACUGGACCCAUGGAGUGGUACCUGUGUGGGGAAGACCCAGCCACCAGCAUCCCCAAACUAGAGCAGGCCAACCGGCCGUCCCAGCUGUGCGGGCGCGUCUUCAAAGUGGGGGAGCCCACCUACUCCUGCAGGGACUGUGCAGCAGACCCCACCUGUGUGCUGUGCAUGGAGUGUUUCCUGGGCAGUGUGCACAAAGAGCAUCGCUACAGAAUGACAACGUCUGGGGGAGGUGGAUUCUGUGACUGCGGGGACAUGGAAGCCUGGAAGAAGGGUCCUUACUGUCAGAAACAUGAGCCCAACAGCAGUGACCCAUCAGUGGAGGACCCGUUAGCUCACCUGUCCGAGGAUAUGAUAGCCCGUGCCUAUAACAUCUUCUCCAUCAUGGUGAAGUAUGCCGUGGACAUGCUGACUUGGGAAAAGGAGGAUGAGUUGCCAGCAGGCUUGGAACCCCCAGAGAGGCAGGACAGCUACUACUGCAUGCUGUUUAACGAUGAGGUCCACACUUACGAGCAGGUGAUCUACACGCUGCAGAAAGCUGUCAGCUGCACACACAAAGAGGCGGUCAGCUUUGCAACCACUGUGGAUAGAGAUGGGCGAAAAUCUGUACGAUUUGGUGACUUUCAGUUCUGUGAACAAGCAAAGACAGUAAUAGUAAGAAACACUGGCAGGCAGUCCAAGCCCUUGAAGGUUCAGAUCAUGCAUUCUUCUGUGGUGGCUCAUCAGUGCUUCGGGCUCAAGGUGCUGUCCUGGUUGGGCCAUGUGAUCGUUUACUCAGAGGGACUGCGUCGGGUGCUGUGUCAGGUUGCGUUGCAGGAGGGGCCCGAGGGAGAGAAUUCCUCCCUUGCUGACAAGUUGAUGCUUGGUGACUCCAAGCUGUGGAAAGGUGCCAGGACGGUGUAUCACCAGCUGUUCAUGAGCAGCCUUCUCAUGGACCUCAAGUACAAGAAGAUCUUCGCUCUCCACUUUGCAAAAAAUUAUGAACGCAUGCAGAGUGACUUUGUGAAAGAUGACCACGACAGAGAGUUCUCGGUAACCGACCUCUCCGUGCAAAUUUUCACGGUGCCAUCUCUGGCCCGCAUGCUGAUCACAGAGCAGAGCCUCCUGACCGUGAUCAUCAGAACCUUCAUGGAUCACCUGCGGCACCGGGACCUGCAGGGCCGCUUCCAGUUUGAGCGCUACACCGCCCAGCAGGCCUUCAAAUUCAGGAGGGUGCAGAGCCUCAUCGGAGACCUCAAGUAUGUUUUAAUCAGCCGACCAACAGAAUGGACAGAUAAGCUCAGGGAGAAGUUUCUUGAAGGAUUUGAAGCUUUCUUGGAGUUGCUGAAGUGCAUGCAGGGCAUGGACCCAGUAACUCGGCAGGUUGGGCAGCACAUUGAGAUGGAGCCUGAGUGGGAGGCGGCCUUCACUCUGCAGAUGAAGCUGACACACAUCACGUCCAUGAUGCAGGAAUGGUGUUCUACUGACGAGAAGGUCUUGAUUGAAGCCUACAAGCAGUGCCUGGUGGUGCUGAUGCAGUGUCACAGUGGCUUCACGGACGGGGAGCAGCCCAUCACUCUGAGCAUGUGUGGCCACUCUGUAGACACCAUCCGAUACUGUGUGUCCCAGGAGAAGGUCAGCAUUCACCUGCCUGUGUCCCGGCUGCUGGCAGGGUUACAUGUUCUCUUAAGCAAAACUGAAGUGGCUUACAGAUUUCCAGAGCAGUUACCUUUGUGUGAACUGAGCCCCCCAAUGCUGAUUGAGCACCCUCUGCGCUGCCUGGUGCUGUGUGCGCAGGUGCAUGCUGGGAUGUGGAGGAGGAACGGCUUCUCCCUGGUCAACCAGAUUUACUACUAUCACAAUGUUAAAUGCAGAGUGGAGAUGUUUGACAAGGACCUGUUGAUGCUGCAGGCAGGGGCAUCAAUGAUGGAUCCCAACCACUUCCUGAUGAUCGUGCUCAGCCGAUUCGAGCUCUAUGAAAUCUUCAACACUCCAGACUAUGGCAAGAGAUACAGCGGGGAGAACACCAACAAGGAUGUCAUACAGCAGAAUAGCACACUCAUAGAAGAAAUGCUGCACCUCAUCAUGAUGGUCGUUGGGGAGCGCUUUUCCCCGGGAGCCGGGCAGGUGAGCGCCUCUGAUGAGAUCAAGCGGGAGAUCAUUCAUCAGCUGUGUAUCCGCUCCAUGGCACACAGUGAGCUUGUGAAGGCCUUGCCCGAGGAUGAGAACAAAGAAACGGGAAUGGAGACGGUCAUUGAAGCAGUCGCUUUAUUCAAGAAGCCAGGGCUGACUGGUCGGGGCCUGUAUGAACUGAAGCCUGAGUGCGCCAAAGACUUCAACCUGUACUUCUACCACUACUCCAGAGCAGACCAGUCCAAGGCAGAAGAAGCACAAAGAAAACGGAAGAGGCAAAAUGGAGAAGAUACAGCUCUACCCCCUCCCAUGCUGCCCCCCUUCUGCCCGCUCUUCGCCAGCCUCGGGAACCUGCUCCAGUGUGACGUCUUCCUGGGCAUUCUGGGCACCGUGCUGCAUUGGACAGUGGAGCCCAGCGGCUGUGCCUGGUCUGAGUCCAUGUUGCAGAGGGUGCUGCACCUGAUCGGCAUGGCGCUGCUAGAAGAGAGACAGCAGCUGGAGAGCAGCAGUGAGGACAAUGACGUCACCUUCAAUUUCACACACAAGAUCUCGCGACCCAGAGAGGCUCCCAGUAACGGCCCCAGUGUUCUCUCCAUGCUGGAGACUCUGCAGAAUGCUCCACACCUGGAGGUUCACAAGGACAUGAUUCGAUGGAUUUUGAAGACCUUCAGCAGCAUUAAGAAGAUAAGGGAGCAGACCGCAACCACUCCUGUAUCAGAGACUGGAGGACAGGCCUUGGAGGAGUCGGUGCGUGACCAGGACAAGGCAGAGCGCAAGCGCAAAGCAGAGAUGGCACGGCUGCGCAGGGAGAAGAUCAUGGCUCAGAUGUCAGAGAUGCAAAGACAUUUCAUCGACGAGAACAAAGAACUGUUCCAGCAGAGCCUGGAGGAUCUGGAGGCCUCCACCUCCACUGCACUGGAGCACAGCCCCUCCCUCCCCGAUGCUGUGCUCGUGGCGCUGGGUCCCGGGCGCACACGAGGCAGUGAGAAGCGGCAGGUGGUCACCUGUAUCCUGUGUCAGGAGGAGCAGGAUAUCAAAGCACACAAUAAGGCUAUGGUGCUGGCCGCCUUCGUCCAGAGGUCCACAGUCAUGUCCAAGAACAGGAGAAGAGUAAUGCAUGAUCCUGAGAACUACGACCCCCUGUUUAUGCAUCCGGAUUUGUCCUGCGGUACUCAUACUGGGAGCUGUGGACACAUCAUGCAUUCACACUGCUGGCAGAGAUACUUCGAUGCUGUCCAGGCGAAGGAACAGAGAAGACAGCAGCGUCUGCGCGUGCACACCAGCUACGAGGUGGAGAACGGGGAGUUCCUGUGCCCACUGUGCGAGUGUCUGAGUAACACUGUGAUCCCCCUGCUGCCCCCGCCACGGGCCUGCAGCCCCGGCAUCUCAGAGCAACAGAACCUAAACCAGUGGCUGAAGACAAUAUCCCAGCAGAUGAAUGUGCUGCACUGUUUAAAGAAGAAGCAGAACUCCUCCAGCAGUCCAGAUGCAGAAGCAGCAGACAGAAUGGAUGAGACUCCGCUAGCAGAGGGAUUCCGGCCGGACCUGCAGCCCACGAAUCCUUACUCCAGCAGCAUUAAGGAGAUGCUGACGACCUUUGGGACAGCGACCUACAAAGUGGGCUUAAAGGUUCACCCCAAUGAGCAGGACCCCCGUGUGCCCAUCAUGUGCUGGGGCAGCUGUGCCUACACCAUCCAGUCCAUUGAGAGACAGUUGAUAGAUGAGGAGAAACCAUUGUUUGGCAGUUUACCUUGCAGACAGGAUGACUGUCUGAACUCCCUCACGAGGUUUGGAGCAGCAUGCUGGACUGUGUCCUCUCUCCCGGCGGUACAGAGCCACUUCAUCAGAUUGUUAGCCGCUCUGGUACCGGAUGAACAAGUGGAAAAUUCGCCCUGUAUUCUUGAUGUUGACAUGUUCCAUUUACUGGUGAGCCUGGUUCUGUCCUACUCCACUGUGCACUGCCAGGACGUGUCGGGGCUCAGUCUGGCUGCAGGGGAGCUGCAUCUUUUCCACCUGGUGACCAUGGCUCACAUUGUGCAGAUCCUGCUCACCUCUGUGCCAGGAGGAACCCCGAUGGACCAGGAGAGUGGGCCAGACGAGGAAGCUGUCUUGUCCCUCUACACUGUACUGCAGCAGUACAAAGGAAGUGCCUGCAGGGAGGCUUGUUCAGGCUGGCACCUGUGGCGCUGUUUGAAGGCUGGCAUCCUGCCCUACCUCCGCUGUGCUGCUCUCUUCUUCCACCAUCUCAAAGGGGUGCGCCCGCCCACCGGGCUCCAGGUGAGUGGAGUAAGCCAGUUUGAGCAGCUGUGUGGGUAUCUCUGCCUGCCGACCAGCCUGCUGCAGCUGUUCCAGAGCAACAGGGAGGUCGUCGACCCGCUGCUGCAAAGGUGGUGUGGUCAUCCUGAAAUGCUGAACUAUAUGAAAGACAACCAAACACUUCAAAGCUUCCCGCGAGAGUCCAAUAGACUUAUAGAUCUUCCAGAUGACUACAGCUGCCUCAUCAAUCAGGCAUCCAGCUUCAUGUGCCCCAAGUCAGGCGGUGACAAGAGCCGGGCCCCGACCCUGUGUCUGGUGUGCGGGACCAUGCUGUGCUCUCAGAGCUACUGCUGCCAGACUGAGCUGGAGGGGGAGGAUGUUGGGGCCUGCACUGCACACACCUUCACCUGCGGAGCUGGAGUGGGCAUCUUCCUCAGGGUCCGUGAGAGUCAGGUGCUGUUCCUCGCUGGGAAGACGAAAGGCUGCUUCUACGCACCCCCUUACUUAGAUGACUAUGGAGAGACUGAUCAGGGGCUCAGGCGUGGAAACCCCCUUCAUCUCUGCCACGAGCGAUACCGCAAGAUCCAGAAGCUGUGGCGCCAGCACAGCAUCACCGAGGAGAUCGGCCAUGCACAGGAGGCCAACCAGUCCCUCGUGGGCAUCGACUGGCAGCACUUGUGAUACGAGCCAGACCGUGCUGAGCACACAGACUGCAGCCCUAAAAACCAACACAUCGAACUGCUUUUCAAAGGAAUGGAAGAGUGCCUGGCACAGCCGCUGUAUCCCGGGCAAACUUAUUCUCUCAUCUCCCCUUCCCCUGCCAACAUCAGUCUGAGAGUUGUUGAAUGCAUGUAAAAUUUUGUUUUUUAAGGUAGUAUUUGCACAGGAUUUCCUUCUCAGAAUUGAAUUCAACAUUAACAAAAUGAAUAAUUUUUAUCCACACAGCAGGGUUUUUUUGUAUGCAUCUACAGCACAGAUAUUUGGCUUCAGAAAAUAAUUCCCAUAACAGCUGUUUAUUAAUAAUAAUUAUUUAUUGUAUCGCCUGAGAGAAUUUGAUUGGCAUACUAUUCCUUAAUGUAACAUUUGUAUUAAAUAUCGUUACAAGGGUUAAUGAAGUAUACAGGCGACACUACAUGUGUUUUAAGCUCCUAUACUUUGCCUAGCUUAGUAAACAAGCCUACAGAUGUUAUAUUUUUCUUAGCGGUAGUUGGUUUUAAACUCAGCACUAAUGGUGGUUGUGAUCAAGCACAUUGUCACUUCAGCUGAGCCACAACACAAUGUAAUAUUCCCAUCUGCAGAUGUUUAAAUAGAACAGUAUCGUAAAAUAAUAACAAAUAAAAACGUUUCCUCUCUGAAAUACAAUUAUUCAGGUGGUUGUUUUUAUGUUUUAACAGAGGUGCUAUUGCCCUUUAUAUAAAAAUAAAUAAAUAAAAAAUUGAUUAAUAGAAUAAUCUUAAAUUAAACCUAUGUGCUUUGAAACAAUAGGCCUUUACAGCAUUUCUGUACUUUAUUAACUGAAAAGUGAUCGUUCAUGUCUAAAGGCAGGUAUGUAUGUCCUUUCUCUUCUCAUGUGGCACACACACACGGGCACAGUGACGGGUCAACACUGCCAGACAUGGCUCAGUAUCAAUCUGAUCUUUCCUUGUCACAGCAGUCUGAGAGUGUGUGUUUAUUUUUAAAUGACUUGAGAUAUUCUGUGAUUUGUCAUCUAGACUCAAUCUAGUUUUUUGUGAAGGAUAUGUAAAUAAAAUGCGUUAAAUUUAAGUGAACAA